Messenger RNA from Girardinichthys multiradiatus, 3529 nucleotides. RefSeq lists its product as uncharacterized. The transcript is spliced from 22 exons. Bases 98 to 2638 code for a protein of 846 amino acids. Gene Ontology annotation, biological process: signal transduction; proteolysis; regulation of apoptotic process. Lineage: Eukaryota; Metazoa; Chordata; Actinopteri; Cyprinodontiformes; Goodeidae. Gene Ontology annotation, molecular function: protein binding; cysteine-type endopeptidase activity. The record is from RefSeq and is a predicted model, not a curated record.
CGUUCUAGUGAUGUUUCCUACAAGGAAGUCGAACUUCCAUGAGCCUGCCCUAUAAAAGCCAGCAAGUUUUCCAGUUUGAACACUUCAGAAAUGAAGAAUGGCAGAUAAGGAACUUCGCAGAGUGAGACCAGGCUUUGUGGACAAGGUGUCCAUAGAAGUAAUUAAACAACUCCUGGAUGGCCUUUUGGUUGAUGGUGUGUUUAAUGAUGGAGAGAAGGAUUCAGUACUUGAAGCGAGUCCUAUCAGAGCACACAAGGCACGUGUUCUCAUUGACAAGGUGAAGAGAAAAGGACCUGAAGCCAGCAGGAGGAUGAUUGCUCGCCUGCAAAAGUUGGACCCAACACUGUACUGUGAGUUGGGUUUGUCCAGUGAUCAGCCUGCUCAGCCAGCUCCACCAGUCUUCUCCAUGAAAGGGCUCUCGAUGUCCAAAAAGGAUGAUCCAGAGGUCUACCCCGUGACCCAAAGUUCCUUUAGGAACCGGGUAGCCCUGCUGAUCACUAAUAUAAAGUUCUCUAAUGAGUCAAUGAACAGAAGGGGAGCAGAGAUAGAUGAGGAGAACAUGGAGAAACUGCUCUCAAGUCUGGGAUAUGAGGUGGUGAAAUACACUGACCUCACUGGAAAGGCGAUUGAUGAGGCUUUAAUGAAGUUCAUUAAACAUCCAAAACUGAAACACACCGACAGUGUGUUUGUGGUUAUCAUGUCUCAUGGAAAGUUGGGGAAAAUCCUUGGGGUUAACUGGACAGAGGACAACCUGGAUGAAUUUCCAAUCAACAACAUUUUCAAACACUUGGGCUCUAAGAGCUGUCCAGAGCUAAUAAACAAACCAAAGGUCAUCAUCAUACAGGCCUGCAGAGGAGAACAAAGAGGAAGUGUUCUGGUCAGCGAAGGUCCAAACACAGCUGAUGAUGUUCCACAGACUGAGGACUUUGAAGCAGACAAGCUUCACUUUGUGCAUCCAGAAAAAGACUUCAUUUCUCUUCUCUCCUGCACACCUGACAUUGAGCUAUUCAGACAUCAUGGGUCUCUUUUCAUCCGUCGCAUUGCGAAGGUUUUCGAAUGGUGCUCACAUCAUGAUGACAUUUUUGAGCUUUUCAGUAAGAUAAGUGUGAUCCUUGUAUUCCCGAAGUAUUUUUUUGCGAGACAACGGAGGCCAAUCAUUAGAUGCACACUGACAAAGCGCUUUUACCCCUCAAUAGCUAGAGGUUUCUACGGGAUGGGAAACGAAGUUUUUAAAUUCUCAGAAAGUGAGAGCAGCAGCUCCGUUAAGCACAAAUAUCACAUCAGCGGUGCAGAAGGUGGUAGAGAAGAAGAAGAAACAUUCAAGGUGGACAGCUCAGAAGAGGAAGAUGAGGAGGAACAUGAAGAUUUUGGAAGCGGUGCAGAAGAUGGUAGAGAAGAAGAAGCUCCCAGAUUCCAGUUUUGCUGUGAAAAAUGCAAAGCCAUCACUCAGACCCAUGGCCAAGAGAUUGUUACUCCUCAGAGGAUUUCAAAUGGAUGUUUCCAGUUGCAGCUGGAAGAAGGCCAGUACGAGUGUUCGGUCACCGGCCUGGUUUUUGAAGCAAGUGAGCGGGUUCUUGUGCAGUACUCUGUCUUAUCUUGGUCCAAAUUCAGCUCCUUCCUGUCGAACUCCUGGAAAUUAGCUGGACCAAUUUUCAACAUCCACACAGUCGAUAAGGACGCGUCUGUCCUUACCUCUAUCCAGUUCCCACAUUCCAUCUGCUUAGCCCAAUCUCUUGACAAUGUCGUGCCGUUCAGCAUCCUGCAUAUGAAGGAUAUGGCUUUCAUUGAGCCAUCUGCAGAGUACUCACGUAGACACGUUAAGUGGAAGGUGACGGUCCUGUCCCCCGUGGGUCCCAUCAUUCCAAUUACCUUGCCAGUAGAGUAUCAUGGGGUGGUUCUGGUCUACAAAAGGCUCUACUGUGACUCCAAUAACUACAGCUUCCAUGUCUACCUGGCUAUAAAUGACCAGUCUUCGAUUAAUGACAUACACGAACAAGUUCACACAUACGAGAAUGAAUACAUCAGGAUCCAAAAGCCUGCUAUGUGUAAACUGGUUGAGGGGACAUUUCACCUAUCGAGCGAGCCGGAGGGACAGAUCCUACCUGAGGAGCUGGAAUUCACUCUAGAUCUAAUCAAGAUAAAAGGCUACUUUGAAGCCGUCUUUGAGGUGCAGCCUCCUUUUAAAUGGUCUGUAAGAAACACGACCACAGAUGAAACCAUUUGGUCUGCGAUCAUCAGAGAAGAUGACUGCCAGGCCAAUUUAAAACAAAAGCCAAGGCAAAGAGCAAAGCGACUGAGGACCAGAAGCAGCUCAGAUGACCAAAAUGCCUAUGGAGAAGAAUCAACGAACUGUGGUCGGAGAGACCUGUCGGAGAAGCAACUCCUGCAGAUCUCAAAGAUGCUUGGGUCAGAGUGGAUGCAGGUGGCCAUCUUCUUGGGCUUAAUGAACAAAGAUCUGGAAGAUAUCAAGGAGACAGAGAGGGAUGUGAACAUGCAGAAGUUUAAGAUGCUGGUAAAGUGGAAGAAUGGAAGGAAGCGAGGAGAGGCCACAGCGAACGACCUGUGGGACGGUGUGAGGGAUCUGGAUGUCUUACCAUCUGAGGUUCAGGAGGUGCUGCAAGAUUUAAUGGACAGAUAAACUGCCAGGUAAAACAUUUGAAUUCAACAAACUGUGGAUUAUCUGUGGGAUGAAGCAAGGAUCUCAGGAGUGCAGUAAAGCAGCAUCAACCACUGGACCAAACCUCACCUCAUCCUCUUUAUUUUCUACACACAGAAGAGUAUUUCUUAUAUUUUAAAAUGUGCAAAUAUGAGCCUUUGUAUCCUAUUACAUAAAGGUGCCUUUAUAUAGCUACUGCAUGGCUGCAAGUGCGAUGUAUGAAAACCCCUUUAGGGAAAAUCCUAUGGAAUAUUUUGUAAAACAGGCAUUAAAACAGAUUUGUGUUCAUAUGUACUCAGUUAUGCUAAUAUUUACUCAUAUAUGUAAUGUAACGUUCAUUGGGAAUGUAAUUAUCUUGCAUUCUGAAUGCUGUGGGUUUGCUUCUGGUUUACUUCGUGACCUCUGGGCAAGGCACUUAACCUCAAGUUCCUUACCUGUCAGUGUGAGAAAGUGUUGAUUUUGUCAGGCUUUUGGGUGAUUGUGCCUUUAGUGUAAAGCACAUUAACUGGUUGGUAUGACUAGAAAAAUGCUAUAUAAAUUUGUUCCAGUUACCAUUUAUUUACAGUCUUUUCUGUACGUAUAAUUUUUGUUUAUUACAAACAUCUUUUUUAAAUUUGUCGAUUUUUCUGCACCUGUUUUAAUCGUAUGUCUAUUAGUGUUUUCUUUUUCUAUGACUGUGGAAAACCUAAAGUUGUUAAAAGUUUUGCAUAAUUAUGCUUCUUAAUGUGGACCAGACAAGAAAACACAUGUGGUUUGAAAAAUAAACCUUUUUUAUGUAUUUUAUAUGGUGAUAGUUUACAUUGAUGACAUGUUUUAAUAUACAAAGAUUUGAAAUGACUUUUAAUUAGAAAAAUAAACUUUCCUUUAAAGGCU